Belonocnema kinseyi is the source of this 4505-nucleotide messenger RNA. RefSeq names its product probable phosphorylase b kinase regulatory subunit beta. Gene Ontology annotation, molecular function: calmodulin binding. The transcript is spliced from 20 exons. Lineage: Eukaryota; Metazoa; Arthropoda; Insecta; Hymenoptera; Cynipidae. Gene Ontology annotation, cellular component: phosphorylase kinase complex. Gene Ontology annotation, biological process: glycogen metabolic process. Bases 449 to 3763 code for a protein of 1104 amino acids. The record is from RefSeq and is a predicted model, not a curated record.
UUCGCCAGUGAGAUGGCGCAUCUAGAGUGUAACAUCUUUGGUCAGUCUAUGGCUUCAGGGAUGGGAAGUGGCACUCUAUAUCCCAAAUUUGGAAUCACUGGAUAUGAAGGCGCCCUAAGAAAAUUAUUCUGGAAACUCGGCUUAAAUGUCACCUCUGACAAAAAUAAACUUAACCUGACUGACAAAAAAUGUGAUAACUAAUUUAGUUUAAAAAUGUGAAAUGAGUUAUUACUGUUGAUUUUUUAUUAUUAAUUAAAAUUGUUGAAAAGAAAUUACUCCAUCGUUGGUUUUUGAGGGAAUUUUUGUCCCAGAGAUCUAUAGGGAAGAAUUGAUUCCAGUGUGUGUUUCAAUGCUUCAAAGAAAACAAUUUUAAGAUAAUUUUCUACCAAGUGUAUUAUUAAUUUACUCUGUGAGAAGAUUUAUUACGAUUUUUGACAAAUAAAUCGAUAUGGCUGGGUUUGCGUCAAGUUCUCCGGCUCAUCCUUUGAGUUUCACUGGAAGAAAUGUUAUGGCUCGUCAAGGAAGUCUUAUCGAUUUGGAUAUUGACGUGUUUCUGAAAAUUUCCAAUUAUGAAGAUACUGUCAGACAACUUGAUAUUUACUACGGAAUUGUGAAGCGUCAAAUUCUGCAGUAUCAAAGCUGCAUAACAGGAUUGUUUCCUCAAGUCUCGAACGACAAACUUGUGGGAAGUGUGAGGGAAAGUAUUUAUUGUGCAGCAUCUAUUUGGAGUUUAUAUCAAGCAUACAGACGUAUAGACGACGACAGAGGAAAAUCGUACGAAUUGGGUCAAUCGGCUAUAAAAUGCAUGCGAGGAAUUUUAGAAUGUUGGAUGAAACAAGCGAGCAGAAUCGAAUUGUUCAAACGAAAUCAGUGCGAUCGUUUUGCCCUGCACUGCAAAUUUCACCUCGACACCGGUAGCGAAAUUCUCAAAGACGAAACCUACAAUCAUCUUCAGAUUGACGUCGUUUCUUUGUAUCUGAUUUUCCUGGUGCAAAUGAUAACGUCAGGUCUGCAAAUAAUUUACACGCAAGACGAGGUGGCCUUCAUCCAGAAUCUGGUCUAUUACGUGGAGAGAGCCUAUCGAACGCCCGAUUAUGGAAUGUGGGAGAGAGGGAGUCGCUACAAUGACGGGACGCCCGAGAUUCACGCGAGUUCGAUUGGAAUGGCCAAGAGUGCCUUGGAAGCAAUCAAUGGUUGCAAUCUCUUCGGCGAGAAGGGAGCUUCCUGGUCUGUCAUAUACGUUGACAUUGAUGCUCACAAUCGAAAUCGAAGUAUUUUCGAGACAAUGUUGCCGAGAGAGUCGAGCUCAAAGAGUGUCGAUGCAGCGUUGCUGCCAACGAUUUCAUUUCCCGCUUUUGCGACACACGAUGAUUUACUCUAUACUGAAACUAAAGCCAAUAUUGUCAGAAGACUCAGAGGAAAUUACGGAUUCAAGAGAUUUGGCAGAGAUGGAUUUAAAACUGUUUUGGAAAAUCCGGAACGUCGCUAUUACAGGCCCGGCGAAAUCAAAGAGUUUGACAAUAUUGAAAGUGAGUGGCCCUUGUUUUAUAUCUUAAUGAUAAUAGAUGGGGUGUUUAAAUCUCUUCCGGAGCAAGUAGAAGAGUAUCAGAAUUUGUUGAAAGCGAGAAUUCACAGGGAUAUCAACGGAGAUCCGAUCGUUCCCAUGUAUUUUUACGUUCCCGAGGAGAAUCUCGAGCAGGAGAGAAAUGACCCAGGAAGCACAGUUCGAUUCCUGAGCUCUGAGGCGAAAAGACAGCGAAAAACCUCGAUGGAAUACGAAGGACCCCACAUUUAUCUUUGGAAUCAGGCGAUGUUUAUAAUCGCUCAGCUGCUCACGGCAGAUCUUCUUCAUAUCAACGAAUUGGACCCGAUUCGUCGUUAUCUUCCUUCUUACAACAGACCGAGAAGAGCUGGCAGAUAUUCUGCUUUUCAGGCAAAGCCGAGCAGUGGAACUCACACGGAUCUUGUGGUGCAAAUAGUUUUGAUAGCGGAAUCAAUGAGACUUCAGGCUAUGAUGGGAACAUAUGGGAUUCAGACACAAACGCCCCACGAAGUGGAACCAGUCCAAAUUUUAUCUUCUUCUCAGUUGGUCAAAGUUUAUCAAAAACUGGGUAUUAAUUCGAAAAUGAAUCUGCAGGGACGACCGGCUCGUCCAAUUGGAUCACUAGGAACCAGCAAAAUUUACAGAGUCUGUGGCAUGACAGUCCUCUGUUAUCCUCUGAUUUUUGAAGUCUCCGAUUUUUAUUUAUAUCGAGACAUGGCUUUAUUAAUAGACGAUAUCAAGACGGAGUUACAGUUUGUUGGAAAAUACUGGAGACUGUCGGGUCGACCGACAGUUUGUUUACUCAUUAGAGAAGAGCACAUGAGAGAUCCACAAUUCAAGGAGAUGCUAGAUUUAUUCGCAAUGUUAAAAAAAGGAUACUGCGAUGGAAUUAAAGUCCGGAUAGGAAGAUUACAAAAUCUGCUCUCGUCUUCGUGUAUAGAACACUUGGAUUUUCUGAGUACAGGCGACCUAGAUCUUGAAUUAAAUCCGUUCAAACAACUGGAACAUGAUUACAUUGGAUAUCAAAGUCUCACAGACGUUCCGAGAGCCUUGUCAUAUUCGGAGGAUAUUCAAGAUUAUUCUCACUUGCAAGAGGAACCUCUGUACACGCUUCUGAAUGAAAUUCGAAAUUCAGAAGGUCUUUUUGCAAAAAGUCAGCUUUAUGGAAUUUUGCUCAAACGUGAAGGGAUUAAUUACGAAUUUCAUGGAAUGACAGUUGGAGAUCAUUUGAGGGCUUUGUACCAACAAGCGGGAGGUUUGAGAUACUGGCUGGCUGUUCGAUACUGCAGCAGCUUGUUAAACCACACAGUUGACAGUAUCAGUCCUUUCAUCACGGGAGUCCUCGUCAAAGGAAAACAGAUAACUGUGGGUGUUAUUGGUCACGAAGAAACAGUUUUCGACAAGCCAAUGACUCCAGCUGAAAUUCAAUCAGUCGUUUAUUCUACGAUCCAACCGCACAAUGUCGUCCAGGCAGUUCUUCAGCAAGAAGUUUUGCUCUAUUGCGGUCGAUUGAUAGGGACGAAUCCCGAAAUGUUCCGAGGGAUUUUGAAAAUUCGUAUCGGAUGGGUUUUGGAGGCGAUGAAACUCUACCUGAAGAUGAUUAAGAAUAACCCCCAACCAAUCGAGAAUUACAGUCCUUACGAAAUUAGGCAGUUUCUCAUCAAAGUUCUCACAGUGAAGGAUUGGGCCACUGACGAGAACCUCUCGGUUCUUGGAAGAAGAAAAAUAGAAGGAAGUUUGUGCAGAGUGCCUGUUCACUUUUACAAUCAAGUUUGGGAAGUUUUGUGUCGCUGUCCCGCUGGAAUUUGUGUUAAUGGGCGAGAAUUGCCUCAACAACCGACUGUCUCGAGUAUGACGAGAUCGGAAAUAACUUUUGCUCUUCUCGUUGAAUCUAUCCUCCAUCAUAUUCAAAUGCCAGAGUUUCGACAAAUUAUUGUUGAGUUGCUGAAUAUAGUUUCGACGAUUCUGAUGAGAAACCCGGAAUUGACUUUUCAGAGACAAUUGGAUUUGAACAAACUCGUCGAUGAUGCUUUUGAUAUGUUCUGCAAAGAUAACAAGUUGCCAAAAUCAACCGACAUUUCUACCUUCUUUUCUGCUCAUUAUUCAUUAACAACAGGCUGUUUGGCCAGAGCAGUUGUAAAUAAUGUUCUCACUGGAGGAAGUGUCAUGAAAGAUAUUAACUUGGACACACAUACAAACGAAAUGUGCAAAAUCACUUAAAUCAUUUACUUUUCUUUUCUUUUUUUAUGGUUACUCUCGGGAAUGGGAUAGUUUUGUCCAUUUUAGAUAACUUUUUUUUAUAUAAUAGUGCAUGAAAUUUAAAAAAAAAUUACAGUACAGUUACAACAUUUCUUGAAUACUUAAUAUCUGAGAAAAAAAGUAUUGAAAACAUGCGACAAAAUACUACGUGUCUGUGUACUUGACUCGUAACAUCAGGAAAAAAGGUCCAAUCAGUCCUGGAUGGCUUAUUUGGAACGUUGAUUGACUGAGCAGUAUUUACUUUCUCUGUUUUGUCCAAUCAGAAGUUCCUCAUUUUUGAGUGAAAAGUUAACAAAGGAUAUGUUUUAUAAAUUAAAAAUGAUGUUUACACGUAUUUCAAAUAUGUAAUUAAAUUGAGUGUUGAGUUCUCUUUUAAUUUCAUUGUUAUUCUUUAAAAGACAGAAAAUCAUGCCAAGAAUUUUAGAAUAAUUUUCUGUAAACAAAGCAUCGAGUGAAAAAAUCAAAUGCUGUGAGUUUCCAAGUAGUUUUAGUGAAAAGAUUUUUGAGCGCUUUAGUUUACUUUACUUUUCUGAGAUAUGUCUUAGGCUUGUAUAUUGUAAAUUGUACUUUCCAAAAUACUGUGAUGUGCCAUAUUUGCGAAUCCUCCGAAUAGUUCUUAAAAACCUUUAUAAUCUACGUAUUUUGGUUUGAAGCCUCUUCUGUGUAAAUAAGAGUGAACAAUAAAAUAUAUUUUAGUCAGAAA